Dendrobium catenatum is the source of this 2026-nucleotide messenger RNA. Its product is annotated as protein SUPPRESSOR OF K(+) TRANSPORT GROWTH DEFECT 1. Lineage: Eukaryota; Viridiplantae; Streptophyta; Magnoliopsida; Asparagales; Orchidaceae. The transcript has 8 exons. The coding region runs from base 296 to 1594 and encodes 432 amino acids. The record is from RefSeq and is a predicted model, not a curated record. Gene Ontology annotation, biological process: endosomal transport; vacuole organization. Gene Ontology annotation, molecular function: ATP hydrolysis activity; ATP binding.
GGCGGCAGACGCAUUUCCUACGCAAAUUAUUCAAUAUUCCGCGGCCAGCCUACCUUGCGUUGCCUCCCUCUUUCCUUGGCUACGCAUCCGUCAAACCCUUGCUCCGAGUUUCUCCGCUGAUCAAUCCCAAUUUGCGAAUAACGAUUCGCUCUCCUCCUUGCCAUCGAUCGUCAGCCUCUGCAUAUCAUCAAAGGUAGUAUCACACCUUUGCUAUGAUCUAGGGAUUCUGUAUACUUCGCAGAAUCAAAUUUAUGAGAUUAAAGCCGCCGUAGCGGAAGAAAACUACGCAGAGGAGAUGUACAGCAAUUUCAAGGAGCAAGCGAUUGAGUACGUGAAACAGGCUGUCCAGGCGGAUAAUGCCGGGAACUAUGUCAAGGCCUUUCCCCUGUACAUGAAUGCCCUCGAGUACUUCAAGACGCACCUCAAGUACGAGAAGAACCCUAAGAUUAAGGAGGCGAUCACCCAGAAGUUCACUGAGUAUCUCCGCCGCGCUGAGGAGAUCCGCGCCGUCCUGGAUGAGGGGGGCUCUGGUCUGGCUUCCAACGGGGACGCGGCGGUGGCCACGAAAGCCAAGACAAAGCCUAAGGAGGGAGAUGAUGGAGGGGAGGAUCCUGAGCAGGCUAAGCUCAGGUCUGGGCUUACUUCUGCAAUCAUAAGGGAAAAACCGAACAUUAAGUGGAAUGAUGUUGCUGGCCUCGAAAGUGCUAAACAGGCAUUGCAGGAAGCUGUCAUAUUACCCGUCAAGUUUCCUCAGUUCUUCACAGGGAAGAGAAGGCCAUGGAGGGCAUUUCUUUUGUAUGGUCCACCUGGAACAGGAAAAUCAUACUUGGCCAAAGCGGUUGCCACAGAAGCAGAGUCAACUUUCUUCAGUAUAUCUUCAUCAGACCUGGUUUCAAAGUGGAUGGGUGAAAGUGAAAAGCUUGUUUCAAAUCUUUUUCAAAUGGCUCGUGAAAAUGCUCCGUCCAUCAUCUUCAUUGAUGAAAUUGAUUCAUUGGCUGGUCAGCGUGGAGAAGGUAAUGAAAGCGAAGCUUCUCGAAGGAUAAAAACAGAACUACUUGUGCAAAUGCAGGGUGUUGGUAAUGAUGACCAAAAAGUUCUCAUUCUUGCUGCUACAAAUACACCAUAUGCACUUGAUCAGGCUGUUCGACGUCGUUUUGACAAGCGGAUCUAUAUUCCUCUUCCAGACCUGAAGGCUAGGCAGCAUAUGUUCAAGGUACAUCUGGGAGAUACUCCUCACAGUUUGACUGAAAGUGAUUUUGAGAGCUUGGCUCGCAGGACAGAAGGUUUUUCAGGCUCAGAUAUUUCUGUUUGUGUCAAGGAUGUUCUCUUUGAACCUGUCAGAAAAACGCAGGAUGCAAUGUUCUUUAUUAAGACUCCUGAUGGAAUGUGGAUCCCAUGUGGGCCUAAAACAUCUGGAGCUGUGCAGACCACAAUGCAGGAACUUGCUGCAAAAGGCCUUGCUGCAAAGAUUCUUCCACCACCUAUUUCAAGGACUGAUUUUGAUAAGGUGCUUGCGAGGCAGCGGCCAACUGUCAGCAAAGCUGAUCUUGAGUUGCAUGAGAGAUUUACCAAGGAGUUUGGAGAGGAGGGCUAAUUGGAUUUGGUGAGAAAUUCAUCAUGCCAUGACCAAUGAUUUAAUUGUAUAUUGCGCCUUUUUUUCUAAGGGAUAAAAGAAAAAGGGAAAAUCAUGUAAGUGCUUCUUGCCAGAUUGAAUACCUGAGGGGAAACACUGAAACUCGCGUGAGUGCUCAUAGUGAUCGUAAUCUGUAUUUAAUUGAGGUGAUUAUAUAGCAUGAAAUUUAUGACUUCAGAAGCCUAUUUUAAAACCGGAUUGUUCUUGUCCCAUCUUAAAUCUUGAUUAUAGCUAUCCAUUCCGUUCUUCAGGUUUAUUGGCCGUUUAUCCUGUAAGACAAUUUUGUCCAUGCAGUAGACCUUAUGAUGCGGCACUGUUAUUAUGGACUAGUUGGUUUUCUAAAUGGACAUGUUGCAGUUACCGAAUAUGAUUGAAGCUGAGUUAUAACUCAAA